AUGUCUAUCCUCAAGCUGGUCGAGGACAGGCCGACCCCCAAAGCCGUCUACAACUGGAAGGUCUACCUUCUGGCGGCUGUGGCGUCUUGUACCUCCUGCAUGAUCGGUUAUGACAGUGCCUUCAUUGGUACCACAUUGGCCUUGGACUCAUUCAAGGCCGAGUUCAACUUCGCCUCCAUGUCAUCCGAUGCCCAGAAUUUGCUUAGCGCGAACAUUGUCUCAUGUUACCAAGCUGGUGCCUUUUUCGGCGCCUUCUUCGGUUACCCACUUGGUCACUUCUGGGGUCGCAAGAUCGCUUUACUCAUCUCUGCUGUUGUCUUCAUUCUUGGAGCUGGUAUUAUGCUCGGCGCUAAUGGCGAUCGUGGCCUUGGCUUAAUCUAUGCCGGUCGAGUCUUGGCUGGUCUGGGUGUCGGAUCGGGCUCUAACAUCACCCCUAUCUACAUCUCCGAAUUAUCUCCUCCAGCUAUCCGUGGUAGACUGGUCGGUGUAUAUGAGCUUGGCUGGCAGAUCGGUGGCCUUGUUGGUUUCUGGAUCAAUUAUGGCGUCGACUCCACUAUGGCACCCAGUCACAAGCAAUGGAUCAUCCCCUUUGCCAUUCAGUUGAUCCCUGCAGGCAUGUUGUUGAUUGGCGGUGUCUUUAUUCGUGAAUCGCCUCGUUGGCUAUUCUUGCGUGGUCGUCGCGAGGAGGCCAUUAAGAAUUUGUGUUGGAUUCGCUCAUUGGAGGAGAGUGACAUCUACAUCAUUGAGGAGAUUGGGGCCAUCGACCAGGCAUUGGAAGAGCAGCGCUCGACUAUUGGCAUUGGCUUCUGGAAGCCUUUCAAGGCAGCUGGCUCCAACAAAAAAGUCAUGUAUCGCUUGUUCCUGGGAAGCAUGCUGUUCUUCUGGCAGAACGGAUCGGGCAUCAAUGCCAUCAACUACUAUUCCCCUACCGUUUUCAAGAGUAUCGGUGUCACCGGCACUAACACUAGUCUCUUCACCACCGGUAUCUUCGGUGUAGUGAAGACUGUCGUCACUUUUGUGUGGAUUCUAUACUUGAUUGACCGCGUUGGACGUCGUAACCUUCUAUUGAUUGGUGCCUUCGGUGGUUCUGUUUGUCUAUGGAUCGUCGGCGCGUACAUCAAGAUCGCGGCACCAGCGAAACACCCCAAGGCCCAUAUGGACAGUGGCGGUAUCGCAGCCAUGUUCUUCUUUUACCUGUGGACCGUCUUUUACACCCCAACUUGGAACGGUACCCCAUGGGUCCUCAACUCCGAAAUGUUUGACCCUAACAUGCGUUCCCUCGCCCAGGCUUGUGCGGCAGCAUCUAACUGGCUUUGGAACUUCCUCAUCUCCCGUUUCACCCCACAAAUGUUCUCUGCUAUGGGAUACGGCGUAUACUUCUUCUUCGCAUCGCUGAUGCUUUGCUCCAUCGUCUUUGUGUACUUCCUUAUUCCCGAGACCAAGGGUCUGCCCCUGGAAAGCAUGGACCAGCUAUUCGAGCACAAGCCUGUAUGGCGUGCACACGGUGAAAUGCUUGCUAAGCUCCGUGAGGACGAGCAACGUUUCCGCCACGAUAUUGAGGCGUCUGGGCUUGCUGCAAGCAAGGUUGGUGACCAGCAGAUCGAAGAUACCCAGGCUGAGCCCGCGAAGUAUGCUUGA
Molecule: messenger RNA, 1638 nt
Organism: Penicillium angulare
Lineage: Eukaryota; Fungi; Ascomycota; Eurotiomycetes; Eurotiales; Aspergillaceae
Product: sugar porter family MFS transporter
Exons: 4
Coding region: 1-1638 (545 amino acids)
Biological process (GO): transmembrane transport; carbohydrate transport
Cellular component (GO): membrane
Molecular function (GO): carbohydrate:proton symporter activity
Source: RefSeq, a predicted model, not a curated record